GUGAAAGAAGUUGGCUGACGAAGAUGGCGACUGAGGCGCUGAAUGAAGGGGAGGUGCCAGCUCGCGAAUCCGGGCGGAGUGAUGCCAUCUGCAAUUUUGUUAUCUGCAAUGACUCUUCCCUUCGAGGCCAGCCCAUUAUCUUCAAUCCUGAUUUUUUUGUCGAAAAACUCCGUCAUGAGAAACCUGAGGUGUUCACUGAGCUGGUGGUCAGCAAUAUCACAAGGCUCAUUGAUUUACCUGGAACUGAACUGGCUCAGCUGAUGGGAGAAGUGGAACUGAAGUUGCCUGGUGGGGCUGGCCCAGCGACAGGAUUCUUCCGGUCUCUAAUGUCUACCAAGCGGAAGGAAAAAGGAGUAGUAUUUGGAUCUCCACUGACAGAAGAAGGCAUUGCUCAGAUAUACCAGCUAAUUGAAUAUCUACACAAAAACUUACGAGUGGAAGGUUUGUUUAGAAUACCAGGGAAUAGUGUUCGGCAGCAGGUUUUAAGGGAUGCUCUCAAUAAUGGGACUGAUAUUGAUUUGGAAUCAGGGGAGUUUCACUCAAAUGACGUGGCUACCUUGCUGAAGGUGUUUCUAGGAGAGUUACCUGAGCCCCUGCUGACCCAUAAGCAUUUCCAUGCACACCUCAAAAUUGCUGAUUUGAUGCAGUUUGAUGAUAAAGGAAACAAGACUGAUAGACCAGACAAGGAGCGGCAAAUUGAAGCUCUUCAGUUGCUCUUCCUCAUUCUCCCUCCACCCAAUCGUAACUUGCUGAAGUUAUUGCUCGAUCUCCUGUACCAGACAGCGAAGAAACAAGACAAGAAUAAGAUGUCUGCCUAUAACCUUGCCCUUAUGUUUGCACCCCAUGUCCUGUGGCCCAAAAAUGUCACUGCAAAUGACCUUCAAGAGAAUAUCAUGAAGUUAAACAGUGGGAUGGCUUUUAUGAUUAAACACUCCCAGAAACUUUUUAAGGCUCCUGCUUACAUUCGGGAAUGCGCCAGAUUGCACUAUUUGAACUCCAGAACUCAAGCAUCAAAGGAUGAUCUUGAUCUGACAACUUCAUGUCAUUCUAAGUCCUUCCAACUGGCAAAAUCUCAGAAACAGAACCGGAUGGAUUCCUGCUCUCCUCAGGUGACCCAGCAGCGGACGGAAGAGGCACUGAGAGAGCUGUUCCAGCACGUUCACAAUAUGCCCGAAUCAGCAAAGAAGAAGCAGCUUAUCAGACAGUUUAAUAAGCAGUCUGUUACCCGAACACCAGGGCAAGAGCCUUCUACCCCUCGGGUCCAGAAGAGGGCCCGCUCACGCUCCUUCAGCGGCCUCAUCAAGCGGAAGGUCCUAGGAAGUCAGAUGCUGUCAGAAAGGAAGAACAAGGCCCCUACGCUGGAAUCUCCAACCACUGGUGAAUUGGAGAGAGCCAGCAAAGAGAAUAUGAAGGUAUUAUUUUCUGGAUCUCCAGAUGGCACGUUGACACCAACAAGAUUGAAAUGGCCAGAGGGGAAGAAAGAGGGGAAAAAGGGAUUCCUCUGAAGGACUCAGAGCUCUCCGGCUGUCCACCGGUUUUCCCUGCAAUGGGCCAGCUGUCUCUCCGCUCACAGAGAACCUGGGACUUGCAGCUGGCUGCAGCAUUUUGAAUUGAGAAUGUUACUAAUCCUAUAACUUGACUGAUACCUCUAACUCCACUCACUGGGUGUUUCUGCAAAUUCUGCCUUCUGAACCAGUGCCAGCAGCUCUUUUUUUUCAUUAAUAUUGUGGGGAAACCACUAACCAGCCAGUAUUUGUUUAGGCACAGUCUGUUUUUAAAAAUAGGAGAUUUGUGCUCAACUACCAGUGUUUUGUUUUUUUAAGUCCUUUCAUCCCAGUGGAUUGAUGUUAUUUUUAGCAGAUAUUUUGGACUUUUCUCUGUUUUGAUAGUGUUGGGUAUUUUUGUCAUUAUUUCUUGUUUAUUUGUUGCUUGUUUAUUUUUUAAAGCUAUUUUUGUUUAUGUAAUCUAAAUGGGCUUUAAGCCAGAUGUCUUUCCUCUCUUUUACCUUCAACUUUGGGAAAAUUCUUUAUCUCAAGAGGCUGUAGUCCUCAAUACCUUAUUUAUAUCCAAGGAAUUUAUAGCUUUCCUGGAAAAUUUUUAGGAUUUCUUGGCUGUGAGAUUGCAGAUUACUUGGCCUGCAGUAUUGAAAAAGGAGAAUUCAGGAUGAAACAAUAUUUUUUAAAAUGUUAAUUAUUAGAUUGUGUUCUUCCCUCUCUUCUUUCUCUCUCUCCUUUCUUCUUUCCUCAGUGAUGUCAGAUAAUUGAUUGUUGAACUCAUUUCCUUCCUUCAGUUUUCUCUGCCUCGAGCGCCUCUGGUGCCCAUGUGGUGCCAAUACUUCUGACAGAUCACUGUGAACCAAGGGAAGUCUCUAACAGCUUAAUAGAGGUUUGCUGAAAUAUCUGUAUGUGGUGGAAGCUCCGGAUGGGCUGAUUGGUUUUUUUGUCCAGGACGACUCCUUGGGGUGUAUGUGUGUGUGGGUGCUCUAUUGCAUUCUUCUAAGGGAUCAGGUGUGCAGGCUAGACAGUCUCCUGAGAGCCAGCUGGGUCAGAGGAAGGAAGGGAGCAGCAGUCUCCGCAGGAUGUGAAGGAUGUGAAGGAGAGCAUGUCCUCCCGGAAGCAGUGCGGCUUAUCACCAGAGUUCCAGGAGCUGCACAGCCCCUCCUGUCGAACGAGCACGGGGAGGAGUGGGGAGGUGGGCUGGAGCCGCAGGUUUGACGGGUUGAGAUGCUCCUGUGUGUUUGGGGUGAAUAGUGGCAUGGCUUUGAUCUCAUGUAAAUACUCACUGCCCCGCGAGGAGCCGUGGCCAGGGAGAAGGUCCGGUUUGUGCCUGCUCCUUACACGGGUACCGCUCUCACCUCUGUGGGAAGCAGUUGCCCAGCAAGUAUGGUCGGCUGACCUGUCUUGAAACUAUUGACAAUGCUGUGUUCUUGUUGAAAGGAAACUGGCCCUGGGGGACUGAGUUUGGUUUUGUGUCCAGUGUCAGUCCUCUUUUCCAUACUUACUGUUUCUUCUGCUGCUGUAACGGCGAUAGCGAAGGGAAAAAAAGAUAAAAUCUGGCCUUCCAAUUUCAUAGACUGUGAGCAAUUGAUGGUUAGGAGUAUAAAACUGCUUAGAAGCCCCUUUCUGCAGAGCAGUUUUAUGUCAUUCUUGAAAGUACUUAUUAGCAAAUUCAUUCGUGUAAGGUUUCCGUUUGGCUCUUUUCCUUAUUGAGAAAAAAUAAAUUCCUUGCACCAGCUGUCAGUGAAUUCAGAAACCCCUUUUGGUGUGAGCAGAAUGAAGUAGUGUUCUCCCUUCACUCCACACUGUCUUCAUCUGACUGUUUCCCCCGGGUGUGGACUGUCCUGCGGACCUGCUACCCCUCGGCAUCGGGUUUGUGCUGUGGCUCCGUCUGCGGGAGGCUCCUGAGACUCAGGGGACUCGUGUGUGGAGUCCGUAGUGCGCCUGGCUGGGUGCUGAGCGAAGUCUGUCCCAGCAUGUGCUUUUAUGUAGCUCACCCGUGUGCCAUUUAUGUCUGUAUUCGGGUAUGUGUUUCGUUUAAGUUAUUUAUUAAAUAUGCUUUCCCUCGCAUUAAGGGUGUGCUAGGUCAUUAAAAAAAAUAGAAGCUGUGAUCCAGUUGGAAUUCAAAUUUGAGAAAUAAAUAGUAUAACCUUCUGCCUUGUAAUAUGUAACUGUUCUAACCCUGUGGAAUCUUACGGAGAAUGCACAGACAAAGCCCGUCUCAUUGGCCACUGAAGGGCACUGUCUCCCUUUUCACUUGGUGGGAGGGUCUUUUUGAGCCAGUAUUUAAAUUUUUAAAAAAUCUGUAAGGUUUUUAAAAACGUUAUGUUUAUUUUUUAUGUUGGACCAAUCUCUUUGGAGAUGCCUCUUCUUCUGGCUGAUAACAUUUCAUUCUCUCUGGGGUCAGUGGUGAUGCGUUUUGCUGUGUGGUGACUGUGGGCAGUGUCUGUGCCAGAGGGCUCACGCAUACAAACCCAGCCUGCUUCACCGAUGCCCGUCUGCACUGGGGGAGCUACAGUGGGUGAAUCAGUGAAAACAGAGGCAUGGGAGUUUCUUACCUUUUAUGGUGACGGGCUUUUGCACUGGGACCAAUGAAUCUGGUUUGAGAACUCCACUGCAAAAAAUGAAGAAACAAA
Pipistrellus kuhlii (Kuhl's pipistrelle) is the source of this 4132-nucleotide messenger RNA. RefSeq names its product Rho GTPase activating protein 19 (gene ARHGAP19). Gene Ontology annotation, cellular component: cytoplasm. The transcript has 12 exons. Gene Ontology annotation, biological process: signal transduction; regulation of small GTPase mediated signal transduction. Bases 24 to 1505 code for a protein of 493 amino acids. Lineage: Eukaryota; Metazoa; Chordata; Mammalia; Chiroptera; Vespertilionidae. Gene Ontology annotation, molecular function: GTPase activator activity. The record is from RefSeq and is a predicted model, not a curated record.